Planococcus citri (citrus mealybug) is the source of this 3167-nucleotide messenger RNA. RefSeq lists its product as uncharacterized. The record is from RefSeq and is a predicted model, not a curated record. Gene Ontology annotation, cellular component: nucleus. The coding region runs from base 231 to 1727 and encodes 498 amino acids. NCBI's taxonomy places the organism in Eukaryota, Metazoa, Arthropoda, Insecta, Hemiptera, Pseudococcidae. The transcript has 9 exons.
UCGUAACACUACGCACGUUCGUCGAAUCGUUUGAGAAACUCGGCGUCAAAUUGGUGUUUUUCGUCGGAGGUGUGAACGUUGAGAAGAAACGUCAAACGUGGCGGAAUCGCAAGGCGAGAAAUUUACAAGAUACGCUGGAAUUGUGCGAUUUUCUCGAGAAAGGAUUGCAUACGCAAUAUAUUCCGGAGAAAUACGCCGCAUUACCAGCUUCGAUAGAUGUAAUCGCUUCGAUGUUGUUGAAACAUGUUUUGAAUUGCGAAGUGCAUAUGACGAUCGAGGAAUGCAACGAAGAAAUCAUCCAAUACGUGCAUGAAAACAAAUGUAUGGCGAUUUUCACCCAAGACUCUGAUUUCAUCGUUAGCGAUGUUAACAAAUGCAAAGUAUUAUCUUCGAAAAAAUUCAACCCAAGAAACAUGACUACUCUGCAAUACGAUCGUGAAGCAUUGGCCUCUUUAUUGAAUAUCAGAACCGAUCAAUUACCUUUUUUGGGAAUUUUGGGGGGAAACGAUUUCAUGGAUUAUGAAACCUUGAGGGUUGUCCAUCGUUCAUUAUGCGGUGUAGGUUCAAGAAACGCUCCAUAUCACAUUAUGAUGCCCGCCAUUGGUCGAUAUAUCCGAACACUAUCCAACCAGCCAAUUGACAAAAUAUUAGAAACAAUUUGCUACAAGAUAUUCGGAAGUAAAUCAUCGUUAGACCUGGUGAAAUGUUUGUACAACAGUUACUUGUGGCAAAAGAAACGUGACGAUCUUGAGAUAACGAACCUGCCUACCAAAUGGUCAGAAAUCUUGAACGUAGCUCGAGAUCGACAUAGAAACGUCGUUGUACCAGCUUAUAUCUGGGGAAUAUUGAAUGAUAGAGUUUUCGAGCAAGGGGUAACAGUCGAAGACCUCAGGAAGCCUUCCAGUCAGCAAAUGCUUAGCAUUACGGUCACACGAUUGCUACGUCAAAGAAUAUAUGGCGUAUUAUUGAAGGAGUACGAGCAUUUGAUCAAUACCGAUGUACAGAUCGAGGAAUGGUGCGCUGAGAAUACGUUCAGUUAUGAGAAGCCAGUGUUUGUAAAACCUAUAGCACCUACAGUUGAACAUCCUGGACUGCUUCGAUUGUGGAGUGAUGAUAAGAGCGACGAAGUCGGCGAAAUGAAAUGGAGAUUAUUUUUAUCGUGUGUUUCUUCUCGACUAAUCUCGAUUGACGAUUGGCGUUUAUUGACUGCCGACUUGGUUGCUAUUUCAGCAACAUUAUUUUAUCUUAUCGAACAGAAAUUCAUCGACGAAGACGAAUGCAAUGCGAUUAUCGCUACUGUAGCCACGUACUCGUUGUACAGCAGGGAAAAACUGAUCGAUUUAGAUUAUGGCGUUCAUAAUCCAAGAUGCACACAUAUUAGCAUAUGUGUGAUAAGAACUUUCGCGUUUGUAUUGACAGCGAUGGCUGCUUGUGGAUAUCCGGUGCCUCUUUCCGGUGAAUUGGUUUACUUGAAAUUCGAAGCCAAACUUUCUCAAAUUAAAUUCAAGGAAAUGAAAAAAAAGAAGAGCAUCGAAGAAAUGUGUGAAAAGAACGAUAAAUGUAUCGAAUUAUUCAAUCAGAUGAAAAAGGUCAUCAAUCCAGUUUUUCAAAAAGGCUCUGUUGUCGAACCAGAAGGCAAAAGUUCUGAAAAACGUGUUGAUGAUGGAGACAAGCAGUCUGAAGGAGAAAAAAUCGCAGUAAAAUUGGCGCAAAUGAAAGUACUGUAAUGUAAUACUGCAUAAUAUUUUACUCAAAUGUUUUAUUUUUAAGUUUUAUUGGAAAAUUUUUUCUACAAUGUGAGUUUUUAUAGUUAGUUGUUUUUAAUUUUUUACGCAAUCGAUUGCGAUUGAUCAUGUUCAAGUUGAUGGUUUGUAAUUUGAGAUAGGUACCUAUCUAAUAUCUAUACAAUUUACAAUACUCUUUUUUUCUACAAAACAGAUAAACCAUAUUUUCUUCAUUCAGUGGCAGUCUUCUUCUUUAAUUAAUUUUAUUCUGGAGACUCGAUUUAUACUCGUAUUGCUCGGUUCUCAAUCGUCUUUUGAAUGAAAAAAAGCGACAUUUUUUCAAUAGUCGAAGGAGUUGCCUACUUACAGCAGUAUCUCAUCUUCCCUACACUCACCACGGGCAGUGAUGCUGGAUGGACCAAAGCACGCAACAAUGCGGGAUAGGCUGAACUUGAUCCUCAAGGCAAGGUAUAUAGCUGACCCCGCACCCGCAGACAGGUCAGUUAUAACUUUGUACGAGUGUAAAAUUUACAACACUCUGACUAAUUGUUAGCAACAAAAAAAAUGGUACAUGACUUUUCAUUUCUAGAGUCUAGACCUGCGCAAAUUAAGGGGAAAAUUUAAGAAAUCGACUUGAAAAUUAAAUUUUACAUUUAUUUGGCUAACUAAAUUUUGAACAUUUGGCCCUUUGGGAACCGCAAUUGUGUUUUGCAAUUCUUUCAGGGGUUGAAAACUGAAAUAAAUUAAUUUUUGGUUUUUGGUUUUAGUUCAGUUUUCACCUUUUGAGUUUUGAUAAUUGGUUUUUGGUUUACAGUUUUUCUGUUUUUUGAUACUUUUAUUUUGGUUUUUUGCCUUAUGGGAGUGGACGCUAAUUUUUUGGAGGACAUAUUUUAACACUCGCGUCAAGAUGUGACAAAAAUAAAAUGUGUUAAUCGUUUAGUAAUUAAUGUUGAAAAAUAGCUGAAAGAACGUAGUUUCUAAAAAUACAUAUAUUAUUGUUUCUUACUUUAUAGUUAUCUGAUUUCUUCAUUGAGAAAAAAAAUAUUACCGCGCCUCAUAGCAAUCUCAUAGCCAGUGCCAGAGACUGCCAGUACACAUAUUAUUUUGAAUGAUGACUUUUAAGUUUUAAAUUAAAUUUAAAAUUUUAAUUUUUUAUAUUAGUGUCGCAUCGAAGAAACGUCGCAAUUGUCGCAAUUUCACACAUUUCUUUUUUGGAACGUCAACGCGCCCGAGUCUACUUCACGUUUACUUUACAAAAAAAAAGUUUCAAGAAAAUAAACUGAUAAAAAAAAUUUUAUGUGUUUGUUUUCAAUUUUUCAUAAUUGAUCUGAGCGAAAAAAUUGUGCAUGAAUGUGAAAAUUUGUUCCAAAUAUGGAUUUGACUGCCUUAUUAAAUGCCGAAAUAGCGAAGAAACGCAAACUUCUCGAAGAAAAUGAUCUCAUA